Xenia sp. Carnegie-2017 is the source of this 911-nucleotide messenger RNA. Its product is annotated as cilia- and flagella-associated protein 97-like. Gene Ontology annotation, biological process: spermatogenesis. NCBI's taxonomy places the organism in Eukaryota, Metazoa, Cnidaria, Anthozoa, Malacalcyonacea, Xeniidae. The record is from RefSeq and is a predicted model, not a curated record. The coding region runs from base 1 to 774 and encodes 257 amino acids. The transcript is spliced from 3 exons.
AUGGCACAAUAUGUGAGAGCUACAUGUGAACAAUUAAGCAUCGCAGCUUCAUCUGAAUGUAAAAGGAUGGCAAAGGAAUACGAUGAUGCAAUUUCUAAUAAUACACAAAAUUCAGCAGCAACACUAAACAAAAUAAAAUUUAUCAAGCCUACAGGCAGAAGAGAAAUAAAAAAAAGGGAUCGUGUUGAACAUGGACGAGUUUUUAAAACUCAAUGCGAUUCUGAUCAAGUAAACUUGGACGUAUUACUCGAUGCUGUACCUGAACUUGAUAUAAAUGACAUUGACAAGUCGAGAAAAAUGACGGGAAAAAGCGAAGAGAUUGUGCGUGAGGAAGAAUCUAAAGCUUCUGGAUUUAUUUGUAUGAGUAAAUCUGACAAGAGGGUAAAUUGUACGCACCCGAGAAAAAGAAAUCUGCGUGAAAAUAAGCAAAACUUUUCCUUUCGGAAUGACGAAGUUGUUGCUAUUGACUUGGAGAAUCAAAGACUUUUGAGAAAUAUCAGUCAUCCUCGACCAAGCUCAGCCUCGAAAACUGCACUUGGUGGAAAUCAUUCUGUUCGUGUGAAAACCUCUUCAGAAGUCAACAGAAAGAAGUUUCAAAGAAGAAUAGACGAGGAAAAUCAGGCUAUAUUACGUCGCCUUGAAUCAGUGAAGCCAACAAAGACUUUGAAUCGAGAAUAUCUUCUACGAAAUCAAACACCUAAAGUUCAGAAACUACGAUCAACAAAAUCAUUCCAUUGCAUUCCGCAUCUCAGGAAGCAUGACUCCAAGGCUUGAAAGGAAACUAAAUUACUACUGAAGGAAGUUAUAAGGCAAGUCAGAGUACAUUACUUUAAAUUUUUCAGCGCUUGUUGUAGUAUUUUGAAUUUGUAAUGUGCAGUUAUGUUGAGUUGUAGUUAUUUUGAGUUUGUAUU